AUGUCCAUGGGCGACAGCCAAGACACUCACUACGGGUCCCAACUUCCCAGCGACUCCAUCAACCCUCUCAGCCACACGCCCUCCGUUCUGCGCCAGCUCCGCCUUGCCGGUCUGGCGGAGACGGACCAGCCUCCCUCGCGGAUGCAGCCCAGGUUCCCGCACCGCGCGUGGCAGGACCCGGAUGCGCCGAGCCGACGGGGACCCAUCGCCACUGCCAAAGACCUGGAAAGCAGCGACGUGAACGAAGAUGGCGGUCAGGAUGAGGGGGAAGACUCGGACGAUGAUGAUGGAAAGCGGAGAAGGAGGAAGAGGGAUGGGGAACCCAAGGCCAAGUACGCCUCCGAGAAGUCGCCGUUCCGGCCCUUGGUCCGCGCCAUCUACGGGUUCCUCGACAAUGGUGACGUGUCAAACGCCAAGCGCGCCUUUGGCAUUCUCGUGAGGUCCCACGUCCACGGGAAGCCGGUCGACAUCAGGCGGAACAGCUACUGGGCCCUCGGCGCCGAGAUCCUCAUGCGCGAGGGCGGCGGCCCGCUCACCGACGCCGCAAACGACGGGCCAGAAGGAGGGAAAGCAUACCCUGCGUCGAACGUUCCCCGUGUGCGCGAGUACUUCCAGGACCUCAUUCAGCGCUACCCGUACAACUUCAAGUACCGCGGCGCCGUCUCGGCCGUCGACUUCUGGCCCGCGCUGCUGAGCUACGAGGUGUUCCAGAUACACACGCAGCACGCAUCGUAUCUGCGGCGGUCGGAGCGCGAAGCCGAGGACUGGGAGGACGACUCUUGGCAGGAGCCCUCGUCGCUCGGCGACGGCAUGAUGAUGGACGACGCCGACUUCAAGGCGCCCGUCUGGCAGCCUGAUGCGCGGGACCGACGGCAGCGCCAGGCGAGGGACCAGAUCCGCCUGCGGACGCUGGAUGCGAUGCGCGAGGUGGCGGGCCGCAUGGACGACUUGCUCGAGGACCGGCCGUUUUCACAUAACCACGAGCUGCUGCGGUUACGGGGGAUGGUGUCGUUGUACAUUGGUGACUUGCUCAUCCCGGCAUACACGGACACGGAGGGUCAGAUGGCCGAGGCGAGGAUACGGCGUGAUGCCGAGAGGAACAACGCGCGCAGCAGCUUUCAGAGGAUGGUGGAGCACGGCGGAAAGCCCGAUGUGUUUAUUCAGGAUAUGCUCGCACCCGCCGGACACGACGACGGCCCCAUCUUGCCAGUUUUCUCGUCGCUUCCCAUCCGAGAGUACCGCACGGCUAUCUAG
This is a messenger RNA of Colletotrichum spaethianum, 1254 nucleotides long. RefSeq lists its product as uncharacterized. The transcript has a single exon. The record is from RefSeq and is a predicted model, not a curated record. The coding region runs from base 1 to 1254 and encodes 417 amino acids. Gene Ontology annotation, biological process: nucleolar large rRNA transcription by RNA polymerase I. Gene Ontology annotation, cellular component: RNA polymerase I core factor complex. Gene Ontology annotation, molecular function: RNA polymerase I core promoter sequence-specific DNA binding; TBP-class protein binding. Lineage: Eukaryota; Fungi; Ascomycota; Sordariomycetes; Glomerellales; Glomerellaceae.